This is a messenger RNA of Harmonia axyridis, 1425 nucleotides long. RefSeq lists its product as uncharacterized. NCBI's taxonomy places the organism in Eukaryota, Metazoa, Arthropoda, Insecta, Coleoptera, Coccinellidae. The record is from RefSeq and is a predicted model, not a curated record. The coding region runs from base 160 to 1194 and encodes 344 amino acids. The transcript is spliced from 2 exons.
ACUUGUUAUGUUUACUACUUUGAUUUGAUAUUCAUUUCGAAAUUCGAACAAUUCUGAAAACGAUACGACUGAUAUUCUUAAUUCUAUAACAAGAUAUAACCUUUGGGUGUAGUGGAUGUAAUAUUUUUCUUGAUAGCAUUUGUUUAUUUUUAUUUUGAAAUGGGUGGCACAGAAGAAACUCUGUUCAGUAUGACUCAAAUUGUGGAUCCUUCAACGAUUUUGAGUCAAGAAGAAAUUCGAAGGGAAAAUGUGCUUUUGAAGAACAUCUUUACUGGAUGUGCAACUGCUUUACAAGGAAUUAUAUGGUGUGCAAGAAGAAGACUUCUGGGAAACUCUAGUUCUUGUGGAAAUUGCAACAUCCCAAUGAGUUGCACCAAAAGGGCAAAAUUGAUAGUAGAUGGAUACGUGUGGUCCUGCAAGAAAUGCCCUAAGCUUGUAACCAUAAGAAAAAAUUCUUUCUUUGAAAAGAGCAAACUUAGUUUAGAACAGAUAUUGAUACUGAUACACGGAUGGGCCGAGGAAUUACCACAGGAUUAUAUUGCUAGACUAGCCAGAAUUGAAGGGAAUCAUACAAUACUUUAUUGGUUCAAUUUAUGUCGGGAAGUGUGUGAGAAAUACUUCAUUAUGAAUAGUAUAACUGUGGGGGGGCUUAAUGAAGAUGGGACGUCCAAGAUUGUCGAGUGUAAAUUUUUCCACAGAAAAUAUCAUUGUGGAAGAUGGAUUGAUGAUAACUGGGUGUUCGGAGGCAUAGAAAGAGGAACAAAAAAGUGCUUUCUGGUGGAAGUACCUAACAAAACAGAAGCUACAUAUUCAGCAUUAAUUGAGAGGUAUUUGUUAGAAUUUCUGCAUGGCUUCAUUCAUAUAAAAUUGAGGUAUAUUUUACCUGGAUCAAUUAUUGUUUCUGACGGCUGGAGGUCAUAUGGCAGCAUUCAUAACAUAGGUGGAGGGUUGUAUGAACAUCAAGUCAACAUCCACGAGGAAAACAUUGUGGAUCCCAAUGAUAAUUGUAUUCAUACACAGAAUGUGAGAAAUAUGUGGAUGCGUGCGAAGAAGAAACUCAGACGACAAUUUGUUAGUUCUGAAGCAAUGCUCCAGUCAUACUUACAUGAUUUUGUUUGGAAAAACCAGUUCUCAAAGAUCCAAGUGUUCUCGGAGUUUCUAAAUGCGGUUGUUGCACAGUAUCCAGUUAAAUGAGUGAUAAUGCUUCUGUGAAUGUUGUUACCCUUUCCCUCCCCCUCUCAAGAUAGGACUUGUCUAAUUUAAGUUAUUGUCUUUAUCAUUCCUCAAGGAAAGAAUUAUUUUGUAAUAUACAUAUUUUAAGUUAUGUUCUUUGUUUUCCCUCAAGACAGGAAUUGUUUAGUUUAUAUUAUUUUCUUUGUUCUCCCUCAAGACUUGUAUUGAUUAAAUUAUUACUUUUUCUCAGGA